Molecule: messenger RNA, 1379 nt
Organism: Mangifera indica (mango)
Lineage: Eukaryota; Viridiplantae; Streptophyta; Magnoliopsida; Sapindales; Anacardiaceae
Product: E3 ubiquitin-protein ligase AIRP2-like
Exons: 5
Coding region: 275-1018 (247 amino acids)
Biological process (GO): protein ubiquitination
Molecular function (GO): ubiquitin protein ligase activity
Source: RefSeq, a predicted model, not a curated record
CAGCUCUACUCUUCUGCCUUUUUAUUUAUUCAACCAGCCCCACGACAACCCACCCUUCCACGUGUCACUCCCUCUCACUAUCUUCUUGUCGCUCUCAAGAACCGAAUUCCACCCACAAUCCCGAUGGCAAAUGCUCUAAAACCAAAAGAUCCCAUUUCAACUUCACUCUUUUAAGACACCCUAAUUCCUAUACCCAUUUUUAUUUCCAAAUUUUUGCUUUUAUUUUUUUGAUAUUUGGGUUUGUCUGGGUUUCGUUUCUAUUCUUUACUUGGAGAUGUACGUGGGUUCCAUGCGAAAGUCGUUUAAAGAUUCUCUUAAAGUUCUUGAAGCCGAUAUUCAACAUGCUAAUACUCUGGCAUCGGAUUUUCCGAGGGAGUAUGAUGGUCCUUGCCUUCAGAUGAGAAUGUCAUACAGUCCAGCUGCACACUUGUUCCUGUUUUUAGUGCAGUGGACAGAUUGCAACCUAGCUGGAGCCCUUGGACUGUUAAGAAUACUAAUUUACAAGGUUUAUGUGGAUGGAACAACCACCAUGUCUACCCAUGAAAGAAAAGCAAGCAUCAGAGAGUUCUAUGCGGUAAUUUAUCCCUCUUUAUUGCAACUCCAAAGAGGUGUUACAGAUACAGAAGAUAAGAAGCAGAAGGCUAUGUGCAUGGAAAGAUACCGAAAAAGAGAUGAUGAGACUAACAGGCAACUUACAGAUGUAGACAUUGAAAGAGAAGAAGAAUGUGGAAUAUGCAUGGAGAUGAAUAGUAAGAUCGUGUUGCCCAACUGCAAUCAUGCCAUGUGCUUGAAAUGUUACCAUGAAUGGCGAACAAGGUCGCAGUCAUGCCCCUUUUGUCGUGACAGUCUGAAGCGAGUGAAAUCUUGUGAUCUCUGGGUAUAUACAGAUAGCAGGGACAUAAUUGAUAUGGCAACGGUGACCCGGGAGAACCUUAAAAGGCUCUUCAUGUAUAUAGACAAGUUGCCACUGGCUGUUCCCGAUCACCUUUUUGAUUCAUAUGAUUCCCACCUGAGAUAGGCAAUGAUGAUAAGUACCACCAUUCUGUUGCACUCAAACAAGUAAUUUUCUCUCAUUUCGUUUAGUUACAUAAGGUCCGAAAUUCAUUCGGAGAAAUGUAGGUAACAAAGAGCAGCAGUGACUUUCUUCCCACUUCUCUUAAGAAGAACCCAGCCUGAGAUAGUUUAUUUAGGAAGGGGUUCAUGAAAAAUUGUAUUUAGUUCAUUUGUACAUGAUUGUAUAGCUUGAAGUUUGCUUACAAAAAGCUUUUCAACGUGCUCUGCUUCUUCUUUUAUGGUGUUGAGCAUCUGCUGUUGAUUUGUACAAAUUGUUAAUGUCAGCCUCAAAGCUUUUUUUAAGUAAAUGCUUGUUAUUGGAUUCA